AUGUCAGCUCCGGCACCGAAAGCGUCUGAGCCGCAACCACAUCCUCCAAAAGAACAGCUUCCUGAUAUCUCCUACUGCAUCACAAGCCCUCCUCCAUGGCCUGAGGCUGUUCUGCUUGGGUUUCAACACUACCUUGUCAUGCUUGGAACAACAGUUCUGAUUCCAUCAGCUCUUGUUCCGCAAAUGGGAGGUAGAAACGAAGAGAAGGCGAAGCUGAUCCAGACAAUACUGUUUGUAGCUGGAUUGAACACGUUGCUCCAAACAGUUUUCGGAACUAGAUUGCCUGCUGUUAUUGGAGCAUCUUACACAUUUGUCCCAGUUACAAUCUCAAUCAUGCUUUCUCGGAGAUUCAACGACGUUGCAGAUCCAGUUGAUCGAUUUACGAGGAUAAUUCGGGCAACCCAAGGUGCUCUAAUUGUUGCUUCAACUCUCCAAAUGAUCCUUGGCUUCAGUGGCCUUUGGCGUAAUGUUGUAAGGUUCUUAAGUCCUCUAUCUGCUGCUCCUCUGGUUGGAUUAGUUGGUCUUGGCCUGUACGAGUUAGGUUUUCCCAGUGUUGCUAAGUGUAUCGAGAUUGGACUGCCGGGCCUUAUUAUUCUUAUAAUUAUAUCACAGUACAUUCCCCAUGUUGUAAAGGGAGGAAAACAUGUGUUUGCUCGCUAUGCUGUCAUAUUUUCUGUGGCGAUAGUAUGGCUUUAUGCUUUCUUUCUCACAAUCGGUGGUGCCUAUAAUGGUGUCGGGACAAAUACUCAAAGAAGCUGCCGGACUGAUCGAGCGGGGCUCAUAAGCGCUGCUCCAUGGAUACGAGUUCCAUGGCCGUUCCAGUGGGGAGCACCAUUGUUUGAUGCCGGUGAAGCCUUUGCCAUGAUGAUGGCUUCUUUUGUUGCUCUUGUUGAGUCUACAGGCGCUUUUAUUGCUGUCUCAAGAUAUGCUAGUGCCACAAUGCCGCCACCUUCUGUUAUCAGCCGCGGUGUUGGUUGGCAGGGAGUUGCAAUUUUAAUUUCAGGGUUGUUCGGAACUGGCAUAGGGUCUUCAGUUUCUGUCGAGAAUGCGGGUCUGCUGGCACUUACAAAAGUUGGUAGCAGGAGAGUUGUCCAAAUAUCUGCAGGCUUUAUGAUAUUCUUCUCAAUUUUCGGGAAGUUCGGGGCAGUAUUUGCAUCGAUACCUGCUCCUAUCAUUGCCGCCUUGUAUUGUCUCUUCUUUGCGUAUGUAGGUGCUGGAGGACUGAGUUUGCUGCAAUACUGCAACUUGAAUAGCUUCAGGACAUUGUUCAUAUUGGGCUUCUCAAUCUUCCUAGGCCUAUCAGUUCCACAGUAUUUCAACGAGCACACAGCCAUCAAAGGCUAUGGUCCGGUUCAUACCGGAGGAAGAUGGUUCAACGACAUGGUCAAUGUGCCCUUCUCAUCAAAGGCCUUUGUGGGAGGAUGCGUGGCUUACUUGUUGGACACGACGCUUCACAAGAAAGAUGGUUCAAUCAGGAAAGACAGAGGUAAACACUGGUGGGACAAAUUCUGGACUUUCAAGAAGGACCCGAGAACCGAAGAGUUCUAUGCUCUUCCUUUCAAUCUCAACAAAUACUUCCCUUCUGUCUGA
This is a messenger RNA of Arabis nemorensis, 1590 nucleotides long. The record is from the annotation of a GenBank genome assembly. Lineage: Eukaryota; Viridiplantae; Streptophyta; Magnoliopsida; Brassicales; Brassicaceae.